This is a messenger RNA of Verticillium alfalfae VaMs.102, 1275 nucleotides long. RefSeq names its product proline-specific permease. The transcript has 2 exons. The record is from RefSeq and is a predicted model, not a curated record. Gene Ontology annotation, cellular component: membrane. Gene Ontology annotation, molecular function: amino acid transmembrane transporter activity. Gene Ontology annotation, biological process: amino acid transmembrane transport. Lineage: Eukaryota; Fungi; Ascomycota; Sordariomycetes; Glomerellales; Plectosphaerellaceae. Bases 1 to 1275 code for a protein of 424 amino acids.
AUGGAAAAGACCCCCCACACCUCCGAGGCCAUGGCCUUCCCCCCGCCGAGCCCCGGUGCCGAGCCCAAGACGGACCUGGAGACUGGUGAUGCCGGCCUCCAGCGUACUCUGUCGAGUCGUCACCUUCAGUUCAUCGCCAUCGGUGGCACCAUCGGCACCGGUCUCUUCCUCGGUACUGCCGAUGCCCUGACCUCGGCCGGCCCCGUCGGCUCCCUUCUCGCCUUUGCCUUCAUCGGCGCCGUCGUCUUCUCCGUCAUGACGUCGCUCGGCGAGAUGGCCACCUACAUCCCCGUCGCCGGCUCCUUCACGGCCUACGCCUCGCGCUUCUGCGACCACUCGCUCGGCUUCGCCAUGGGCUGGACCUACUGGUUCUCCUGGUCCGUCACCUUUGCGCUCGAGCUCUGCGCCGCCGGCCUCAUCAUCCAGUACUGGAACUCGUCGCUCAGCGUCGGCAUCUUCAUCGCCGUCUUCUGGGUCAUCUUCACCGCCAUCAACUACAUGCCCGUCCGCUGGUUCGGCGAGCUCGAGAUGUGGUUCUCCUCCAUCAAGGUCGUCACCAUUGUCGGCUGGAUCAUCUUCGCCGUCUGCGUCAAACGCCGGCGUCGGCGACGAGGGGCUACAUCGGGCUUCAAGCACUGGGAGCCAGCCGGGGCCCUUUGUCGAGUACAUGGUCGACGGCGCCACCGGCAAGUUCGUCGGCUUCUGGUCCGUCCUCAUCAUUGCCGGCUUCUUCUUUCCAGGGGCUCCGAGCUCGUCGGCAUCGGCGCCGGGCGAGUGCCGCGACCCGGCCAAAGAGCGCCCACGCGCCCCAGUGGAUCACGCGCACCAACCGCCACGGCACGCGCACUACGCCGUCGCCGUCACCGCCGCCAUGGGCUUCCUCGCCUUCCUCACCUGUCGGCCGACGGCGGCGUCGUCUUCGGCUGGCUCCUCAACAUUGUCGCCGUCGCCGGCUUCAUCUCGUGGUCCUGCAUCAGCGUCUGCCACCUGCGCUUCCAGGCCGCCCUGCGCCUCCAGGGCAUCGACCGCGCCACCCUGCCCUACGCCGCGCCGCUGCAGCCCUACCUCUCGUGGUUCGGCCUCUUCUUCAUCGUCCUCAUCCUGCUGACCAACGGCUUCACCGUCUUCAUCGACUGGAGCACGAGCGACUUCUUCGCCGCCUACAUCUCGCUGCUCCUCUUCCUCGUCCUGUUCGUCGUCCACAAGGCCAUCUUCCGCGGACGCCCUAUCAAGCUGUCCGAGGUUGACCUCGUCAAGGGACGCUAUGACCUGUAG